Molecule: messenger RNA, 348 nt
Organism: Cylicocyclus nassatus
Lineage: Eukaryota; Metazoa; Nematoda; Chromadorea; Rhabditida; Strongylidae
Source: the annotation of a GenBank genome assembly
AUGGCGGGCAUAGGGCGAGGAUGGAGAGUGGCGGGAAAUACAUGCUUCGAUGUCACAAGUAACCUAACGUCGAGAGUGCUGGCGAGAGCAGACUCUUGGACUGGGAAUGUCAAUUCACGGCAAAACCUCGCUGGAAUUUCACACAGAUUUCAGUCAACAAAGGGUGGUCAUUUGAUCACAAGUGGUUAUAACCAGACGGUCAUGUACUGGCAGACACUUCCAAUCCUCGGCUCAGUAUGCUCGUAUCACCAAGACUGGAAGCCAUACUUGAUGCAAUUUCACUUGAUGAAACACCGAGCGCGUGAUGGUUUCAACCCUUACAAGAGGAAACUGAAGCUGAAGAUUUGA